AUGUUCGCCAUUGCCAUCGGCGGCAACGACAUAAUCGAUCGCGUCUUGUUAGACCCCGCCGGCCCGCUGAAUUCGACGCAGUUCAUCGAUCUAAUGGCGCAGUCCUUGAAACGCCAACUGCAGAGGAUGUACGCUCUGGGGAUGCGCAGGUUGUUCUUCGUCGGCGCGGCGCCGCUCGGAUGCAUCCCGUUGCUGCGGGAGCGGGAGCGGAGCCUCCACAAUAGCAAGGGAUGCAACGCAGAGGCAAACUCUCUGUCAGUUGAGCACAACACGGCCGUCGCCUCCCUCCUGCGCGACCUGAGCGCACGACACUCGGAUUUUCAGUAUUCCUUCUUCAACACAUCCACUGCGUUGCUGCUGUACAUCCAGGAACUUGAAGCAAAUGGAUCUGCUGAAGUGAAAGCCGCCUGCUGUGGUCUAGGGAGUGACAACGCCAUGUUCGGUUGCACCCCGUUGAGCUCGCUCUGCCCCAACAGGAGCAACCACGUCUUCUGGGACUUCGUCCAUCCCACGGAGCUCACUGCACAGAAGCUCACCAGGGUUGCCUUCGACGGGUCCCCGCCGUUGGUUUCUCCAGUGAAUUUGAGGCAGCUCUGCGCCCCGUAG
Molecule: messenger RNA, 606 nt
Organism: Miscanthus lutarioriparius
Lineage: Eukaryota; Viridiplantae; Streptophyta; Magnoliopsida; Poales; Poaceae
Source: the annotation of a GenBank genome assembly